GUCAAAAAUUAAUUCUGACAAUUAAGUACGCAUUUUAAAGUUUAAAAUGAGUAAUAUAAUUGAAAAAAUAGACGACAGGGAUGAAAAAGAAUUCGUUGGGACUUCGUCAGAAUUCAGUGAAAUAGCAAAUACAGCGUCAUUAAACUUAUUACCCACUAAAUCAAGAAAACAGUAUGAAAUAACUUACAAUCGUUUCAGAGAAUGGUGCUUCGACAAAAAAGUUGUAAAUUUUACAGAAAAUGUUCGUCUUGCGUAUUUUUACAAAAGAUUGCAUGAUAUUAAACCCUCAUCACUUUGGUCUGAGUACUCAAUAAUGAAAGCUUGCCUUUCUUCAAAGGAUAAUAUUAAUAUUAAAAAUUAUAAGACACUAAUGGCAUUCAUAAAGCAGAAUUCUGUAGGAUUUCGGGCAAAAAAGUCAAAAGUAUUUAACAGGGAACACAUUUACAAAUUUCUAAAAGAAGCUCCGGACUCCCAAUAUUUGAUGAAAAAAGUCGCUGCAAUAUUUGGCAUCACAUGUCGUAGAGAUGAGCUCCAAAAAUUAAGUGUGGACGACAUAGAAGAAGUAGGCUCAAUAUUAAUAGUAAAAGUGCCACGAUCAGAAACUGAUAACGAACGAAGUUUUGUAAUUAGAGGAACAACAGUCCGUGGUGCCUUCGAUCCGAUAAACGAAAUAGCGGACAUUUGCAAAAAGCACAACAUAUGGCUCCACAUCGACGCCGCAUGGGGAGGCGGCCUUAUUUUCUCACAAAAACACAGGGCGAAGCUUAACGGGAUUGAACGAGCUAAUUCUUUGGUCGUAAACCCACAUAAAUUGCUAGCUGUGCCCCAACAGUGCUCACUUUUAUUGGUCCAGAAUACUGAAAUUCUUUACAAUUGUUUUUCGCGAGGUGCAGAAUAUUUAUUUCAAAAGGAUAAACAUUAUGAUAGAAGCUAUGAUCUAGGAGACAAGUAUUUACAAUGUGGAAGAAAAUGUGAUGUUUUUAAGUUUUGGUUCAUGUGGAAAGCUAAGGGUUCAUCUGGAUUUGCGAAUCACAUCGACACUUUAAUGGAUUUAGCGGAAUAUUUCGAGGAGCAGGUGAAUACCCGGCCCGAGUUCCAGUUAGUCUCAAAGAGGCAGUACAUGAACGUUUGCUUUUGGUAUUUGCCGAGAUACUUGAGAGCUAAAACGAAUAUUUUGGAAAACAGCUCUCAACUACACAAGGUGGCGCCACAGAUACGAGCGCUGAUGAUCCAAUAUGGAUCUGUAAUGCUGGGUUACCAACCGCUGAAAGGACUUCCUAACUUCUUCAGAUUUGUGUCGCAGAAUUCUGCUUUGACGAAAAAAGAUGUAGAUUUCAUUUUAGACCAUAUAAAGGAAAUUGGUGAUGCCAUCUUCAAAUGAAUGGUUCAAUUAUUUUAAGCUUCAAAGUUCGAAGAUAUAAAAAUUAUAGGUAGUUGAUGAUUUAAAAAAUGUAAUUACUCUCAUUUGGAAAAUAUAAUUACUAUAUGAUUUA
Molecule: messenger RNA, 1493 nt
Organism: Psylliodes chrysocephalus
Lineage: Eukaryota; Metazoa; Arthropoda; Insecta; Coleoptera; Chrysomelidae
Source: the annotation of a GenBank genome assembly